Messenger RNA from Puccinia graminis f. sp. tritici CRL 75-36-700-3, 420 nucleotides. RefSeq lists its product as uncharacterized. The coding region runs from base 1 to 420 and encodes 139 amino acids. The transcript has 3 exons. NCBI's taxonomy places the organism in Eukaryota, Fungi, Basidiomycota, Pucciniomycetes, Pucciniales, Pucciniaceae. The record is from RefSeq and is a predicted model, not a curated record.
AUGCAAUUGUACAUCGCCUGUAACGCGUGCGAUGGAAUCUCGGCCGCCAAUCGUGCAAACGCUUGGGUGGGCGUCCAUCGUUGCAUCAGUGUUCUUACUACCCUUGCCCCCAUAUCAUCUUUGGCGGGUCAAUUACAGAAGAGACUAGAGCAAGUUCUUCAGGCAUGUGUGACGAAUGAAUUGUUCCCAACGGCGGACGAAGGGAUAGGGCAUGGGCAGCACAAGCGAGAUGCGACGGAGGUAUUGACGAACGAGGAAGUUGCGGGCGGGUUUUCGGGGCAAGGGGGAGGCAAGCGAGCCAGUACUCGACCGCUGAACCAGCCGUCGGCAGCUCCGCCGUUCGCCUUUCCCGACGGCCUGCCGCCCUCCUUCCCGAUCGCCAAUCACCCCGGCUCGCUCGACGACGGCUCGACCUCCUAA